CUGCAGCAGACGAGAAACCAUGGAGCGCAACAAGACACGCUGGAGAGACUCACCAAGCCGACGAGAGAAGUAUCAGAGUCAGAUUUGUUUGUGAGUCAGAGAGUUAACCACAGCGGGCAGAUUCUGACUUUGCAGCCAGUGGACCCCGUGUUUCCCAGAGGGCGCGUAAACUGAUUUUGGAGAGGUCGGGGGAAGAGAAUCAUCUGACAGGGAGCGGUUUUUUUGGAGCGGCCAGACGCAGCCAAACAAACCAGGAGGAGAAGACGAUUAAAAGCGCAUUAAGGAGAAACUGAUAGGCCGUGUAUCGACAUGCACGUGUUGUUUCUAUUUUUCCACAGAUAUAAAAACAUUUCGCCUUCUGCUGGGGACGUGUUGCUGAAGUGCGCUGCGUAAAAAUAUCCGACUGCUUUCAUGUCUCAUGACAUUACCAGGGACAACUACUUUUCUUCAAAGAAACUGUGAGCGAACCUCUUAUUUUGUAACAAAGGUGGCACGGGGCUGAAGCUGAAAACGACUCCCUGAACAGUUACGAACCAUGGUGAAGUUUCAUAACUCGGACCUAUGGAUAGCCUGGAUGAUAAUUUUUUGCAUGGAGGGUUCAAGAUUUGAUCUACACACGGGAAAAGUGUGUGUGCGAGCAUUGGAUGUGACAGUGUCCCAGAGCAGCAUCCAGGUGGCGCGCGGCCAGGCAGCCAUUCUGCCCUGCUCCUUCACCACCAGUGCUGCCCUCAACAACCUCAACAUCAUUUGGAUGGUCAUACCGCUAUCUAACGCCAAUCAGCCAGAGCAGCCAAAGCAGGUGAUCAUUUACCAGGGCGGCCAGGUUUUCAGCCUAGCCAACCACCUCAAUGGCCGUGUGGGCUUCGUGGCCACCAUGCCAAGCACAAGUGCCUCCAUCUUCAUCAACAACACCCAGCUGUCAGACACGGGGACCUACCAGUGCCUGGUCAACAACCUCCCUGACAGAGGGGGGCGCAACAUCGGCGUCAUUGGGCUCACUGUGUUGGUCCCUCCGUCGGUGCCGGCGUGUCGAAUCCAGGGCACGCUGGAUGUGGGCAGCGACAUCAUGCUGAUGUGCAGCUCAGAGGAAGGCAUCCCCACGCCGUCCUACUCCUGGGAGAAGCUGGACGCGCUGCCCAAGCUGCCGCACAACGCCAUGCAAGACCAGAUGCAGGGCACUGUAACACUGAGGAAUAUCAGCACCAGCACCUCAGGACUCUACCAGUGUACGUCCAGCAACGCUAUUGGCAAGAGCACUUGUCUGCUGAACCUGCAGGUUGUAGCACCCCAGCCUCAGAGUGUGGGUCUGAUAGCAGGGACGAUUGCCACAGGAGUCCUGGCUGUCAUCAUCUGCUCCCUGCUCGUGGUGGUCACGCUCUUCUACUGGAAGAAUAAGAACAAGUACGACGAGGAGGAAAUACCCAAUGAGAUCAGAGAAGAUGACCUUCCUCCAAAGAGGUCAUCUUCAGUGAAGGCGUUCCACGCAGACGCCUCGUCCUCAGAAAACGACACCCUGACGUCAACCAACACCUACAACAGCCGCUACUGGCACAACCCCAAACCCAACUACGACACCAACUCUUACACACGCUACAAUGGAGACACGCGCCAGACCUUCUCCACCAUUGCCCACACCGCACACGGACAUGGACAUGCCCAGAACGCGGCACACGGACAUAAUUCGGUGGUCACGGCGCCAUCUACAGCCCCCCUGUCCCGCCACGUGCAGCCUACGGCGGCAACGACGUCGUCCUUUGCCAAUGGCAGCCAUACCCUCCCGCCACCCAAGACCCUGGUGGUCACCACAAACUCUGCCCCGUCCCCGCCCACGAUGGUGCGCAGCAACGGCUCAGUGAGCCUCAAGCCAGCCGCCACGUCGACACACGGCCAGCACACGCACUCCUACGCUGUGAGCCAGGCCACGCUGGAGCGGAUGGGAGCAGUGCCCGUUAUGGUGCCUGCUCAGAGCAGAGCGGGCUCACUGGUCUGACACUUUAACUUGUUGAACCUUCUGAACUGUGACUUUGGAAGGUGAGACUAAAUAAGUGAGUGGAUGCUGUGGUGUUGGAGAUCCGUCAACAAAAAACUUAUCCGGUUUGUGAGACCGUCUGGGCUGCAGGAGCCUGAUUCCCUUUACAACUGUGUCUUUCUGUUUUCUGUCUUUCUCUCAAUCUUUUUAUCUCACAAUAAACCAGAAUUUUACAGCACAGAGUUCAUCUAAUGCCAACUCCUUGAUGAUGGGACCCUCUGUUUUGUAAACAAGCAGCACCCGGUGUUAAAAUCAACCCCAGUCGAAUGGCAUUGCUGGCUGGUGUGGUCUUCAUCACUGCAAUUCUGUUUCAGCUAGCGAGAUAAAAAACUUUAUUUUUUGUGAUUUUGCAAAGCUGAACAGAAAUUUUCCCAGAGAACCUGGAUUCCUGGAUUAGUUUCAGCACCAGAUCAUUGUGAUGGUUGUGUGUUUUUGCACUCUCAGUGACAAAAACACAUUUUCAUCCCAGCGUGUGCAUAAUGCAUGGUCAGACGAAAGCGAGUGCAGAUUCCCACAUAAACACAAAGAAAUAUGCAUGUGUACUUUGUUUGAGGAUAACAGAUUUCAUUCAAUUUAAUAUCAUUUUCUCUUCUCAUAGUUAUUAUUUUGAUUAUGACAACAAUGAUGGUGACGAUGAAUUUAAAAUGUGAAUGUGAUGAUGUCUGAUGCGACCUAAAUGAAGAAUUGACGGUUGAAAUGGCCUUAGGAGCUUAGUGGGAGAGAAUGACGGGAUUUAGGGGGUCCAAUACAGUGGUGCUCGCGUUCUGGUUUUAUAUCUCACCGUACACUUUAAUUCACUGAACACUUUUAUUUAGUUUUUGCACUUUCAGGAGCAAUUUUUAUAUCAAAACUGCUGUCUUACAAGUAAUAGCUCAGUCUUGCUAAUGAAAUGCUUUACCCGUAUGGAAAUAAAUUGAAAUCUCUCUGCACAUAUUAGAGAACAGGAAGAAAUACUGAAGACAGCUGGAAGACAGGUAUAUAUAAAAUCCGGUUCAUCUCACAUCAGUGCUGCUUUGGAAAGACAUAAAACGGGGGAUGUCUUAUUUCAUAAAUGCUUUUUAAAGAGAAAUUAUAUAUUUAAAUGUGAUUUUUCCCUUGAAAAAUGACUAACAACUACUGUUUUCUAUUGUACAUAUUGUAACUACUACACUAGACUAGGCUGUAAAUCAAAGAAAAUACUUAACAUGUCUCAUUGAUGCAUAUUUUACAACUCAUGUGUCUUAAUUUUCAAAAAGGUCCUUUUUUUGUCACAGUAGACACCAACUUGGGUUUGGUAGACUGGUCAGUUGGUUUUAAGGAAGAGCGAUUUCUUUCUUUCUUUUUUUUAGUUAUUAUAUUUUCAUUUAAUAAUAAUUUCUCAUUUCAUUGCACAAUCUGAGGUAAAAUGUCGAAACACUGAUGGCCAUUUAUUUUGUCACAACAGAAAACACCUAUGCUGUAUGUGGUAGUAAGUACCACUCUAUAUCUGACCUGCUGUAUUUAUCUUUUAACCAAAUCUGACUACUGGAAAAAACUAUUGUGUACUGUUAACAGUAUUCUCAAAUUUAGCCAGUCCUCAUUUCUUAAUGGGCGUGUACUGAGUGCACCGCACCAAUAAUUAUCUUCCAGCUUAAUGCAAUAUUUGAAAAAGCAAUUCUUUGUGUGCUAUAUGCAGUGCAGUAUUAGAAAAUAUUUUUUUCUUUUAGACUGUUUUUCACUAGGAAUAACUGAUGGGGUUUUAAUGAAUUUUGCAAUAGCCAUUCUGUAUUUGUUAAAGUCUUACUACAUGAGUUAAUGCUGACAAAUGUGUGCGCUAACAUUAUAUUAAAUGUCCUCCUACAUUAAGAAAUAUAAUUGCAUUACUUUUUGGUCAAAGCCAUUAUCAUUGCAAUUAUCUCCUCUAGCUGACUUCAUUGACUACAGUGGUACUUCUCUAUGUGUGGAUUAUUAAACGACUUCUCUGAUGUUCAUGACAUUUACCAUUAAGAGACAGAUGCACUCAAAUAAGCAGUGUCAUUAAAAUUAAUUGAAUGAGAAGAUAAUAAAUUACUGGAUGGGUUGGCAUUUAAUUUAGAGUACUGUGGUAUUAAUUCAUAAUUGUAGACUGAUUGAGGAAAGCAAUAUGAAUAACAAAUAGAAAGGCUUUGUAAUCCCAAUGAAUAUUCAGAUCAUAGGAGCAAUAAUUAGCAGCCAAGGAGAUGUACAUUUUUUUUCCAAAUUAUUGAUGAUGUUUAUAGAUGGAGUUUGAAAUAUUAGACCUGAUGUGUACCAGUUCCAUCGCAUUUUGUUAUCCAAAGAUGUAGGAAUAUAGAAUACAGUAUGCAGACCUGGGUCAAACAGUAGUAACAGAGUUUUUGCUUAUUUCUGCCCAGAAGUCUUGAUGGACACGGUUUGCUUAUUUUUUAGUGUUGCAUCACAUUUGUAGGUAUGGACGUCUACGUUUUGACUUUUGACCCAGAUCCAAACACAGCUCACACACAUUAUAAAGUAUUAUAAAGCUGCUGAGAGAUUGUGGCUUCUUUUGUAAGGUUGUAAUGAGCUCUAUCUUUGUUGGAAAAUGUUGCGCUUAUGAGUUUGUCCAAAUGAUUAAUUAAUAUUUUGUUUGUGGGUUUCUUCGUUUGUUUUUUUUUUUUUUCCAGCAACAGCCUGUCUGCUGCACUGCAGAGCUACCCGUGUGUCUGUUUGUUGCACACAGCAGGCACACCCACACACACACACACACACACACACACACACUAUAGUUCAUUACAGAGAAGCAGACUGAGGUCAAACGAUCAGAGAUCAGUUGACCUUCAACCCUGACCACAAAAACUCAGACACACAUCCCAUUGUCUCCCCUCCAUUCUCUCUGAAAUCACAUUGAGAGCAAAGUUGUUCUGUCUCAGUAGUUUCCUCUGAAUCGCUCUCACCAUCCCUCCUGCUGUCCCUGCCCUGAACAUUGGCUGAUAAGGUUAGAGACGAGCUGUUUUUCCUUUGAGGUCUUUAUUCUUCCCUGGGAGAACAGCAGGCAGAUAGAAAGUUAAGUCCUACGAUUUCUUCAGUGUUUCUCUGCCCUGCAGAUGUAAGAGCCGGGGUGGAGAGAGAGCACAGUGUCGUACUGGAAACUACUGAGAUUUUAGCCUGGAGUGAAUAAACCUUACAUCAUCUACUCAGGCCACAGGUUAGGAUAUGUGAGUUAUGUAUAUGGAUAAAUAAUGAGAUAAUGUGGUAUAUUGCCAAUAGUAAAGCCAAUCUGUAAAUAUGUAAAAUAUAUAUCUUGUUCUUACUGUUGGGUUGAAAUGAUGAAAUCUGAAAAAAUAACACUGGAAGUUGUAGUGAAUAAAUAUUGUUAAUACAUUCUA
Messenger RNA from Myripristis murdjan (pinecone soldierfish), 5349 nucleotides. It is a transcript of the gene igsf11, whose product is annotated as immunoglobulin superfamily member 11. The transcript has 9 exons. Gene Ontology annotation, cellular component: cell-cell junction. The record is from RefSeq and is a predicted model, not a curated record. The coding region runs from base 536 to 1990 and encodes 484 amino acids. NCBI's taxonomy places the organism in Eukaryota, Metazoa, Chordata, Actinopteri, Holocentriformes, Holocentridae.